ACUAAAACCUUAGCCGCCACGCGUCGCCGUGCUUUCUGCCCAAGCUUUGGUUGCUCUCAUAAUUUCAGGGGAAUCGUCGAGAUACAGAAGGAGAUAGACAAGGAUGGGGAGCGACAGUGAGAACGGAAAAUCUUUGAAGGAGAGGAAGAAGUUGAUGUCCGUCUCCCCGAUUGCCAAACCCUUAGCCGGAAAGAAGUUAUGCAAGCGGAUCCUAAAGCUCGUCCGACGAGAUUGUGUGUUAUUGCUGGGAAUAUAUCUCCUAUUGACGUGAUUACCCAUGUGCCCAUCUUACUGGAGGAAGCUGACAUUCCUUAUAUCUAUGUUCCUUCAAAAGAGUCAAACAGCAAGACUGACUACGGAGAUUCUCCUUGCACCAUGCUCUUCAACUCUUGGCAAUAGCCUGCCUAUUUCUCCUGAUCUUGCAGUUGCUGGGGUUACCAAGAGGCCAACUUGCUGCGAAUUGGUGACAACUAAACCAAUCAAAGGCGAGCUGACGCAGGAUGUACAAGAGAAGCUGCAGGCAGAUUACAACCAGGUCGUUGCAGAAGUGAAGGAGCUCACAGCUUCCCUCUUCUGAAUGUUCUAAACGUCCAAGUCUGGUACACAUCAUGUUUGCAGUUCUUACAUACGAGCAGUUUCUUCCACUUCUAUUGUAAGCCUAAUCCUUCCACAGCUAUCUGUAGAUGCCUAAUAAAAGACAGUAAUAGAAAAGGGUUGAUUAGUCGUAGGCCAGUUUGUAUGCCAAUUAAGCUUCGUCAACUGUGGAGUCUUGAUCUUAAGUUAGGAUUGAUUUUGGAUGCCAACCAUUAGUUCUUCCUACUUUGACUCGAUAUCCAGAAGCAAGAGUUUUGAAGAUAUCCAUCACUGCAUGUUGAUUAGUAGGAUCUUAUUGUAAUAUUGGUAUUAAACAUCAGAUUGAAGUCCUUGUUAACUAGUUGCGAGGUUAGUUCUUUAUCCUAAUGUGACUGAUCUUUGUUAAUUGACAAAAUUUUGAACA
Messenger RNA from Zingiber officinale, 997 nucleotides. RefSeq names its product H/ACA ribonucleoprotein complex subunit 2-like protein. Bases 278 to 577 code for a protein of 99 amino acids. The record is from RefSeq and is a predicted model, not a curated record. Lineage: Eukaryota; Viridiplantae; Streptophyta; Magnoliopsida; Zingiberales; Zingiberaceae. The transcript has 4 exons.